This is a messenger RNA of Colletotrichum gloeosporioides, 729 nucleotides long. RefSeq lists its product as uncharacterized. Bases 1 to 729 code for a protein of 242 amino acids. The record is from RefSeq and is a predicted model, not a curated record. The transcript is spliced from 2 exons. Lineage: Eukaryota; Fungi; Ascomycota; Sordariomycetes; Glomerellales; Glomerellaceae.
AUGUGCCCAACCAAUAACGAGAAGGUUGGAUUCAAAUGCUCAUCAACCCGUCCCGUCGCCAGAAUACUGACAUCGCAACAGAGAGUAUGCAAGUCCAGCGUGGAACACCUCUGCAUCCCCGGCACCAAAAUCGUCUUCGGCCCCGGCUGUAAGCGCUUCAUGUGGCAGCACGUCAUCCGCUUUCAGCUCUGCCCCAAACACACCAUCUUCAAGCGGUGGGGCGACAUCGCCCUCAAGCUGUACGCCGUCCGCCCGGAUGGCUCGUCCUGGACCGAAACCUGGGACCUCGUUAUCCGCCCCAAGAUCCAGACCGCCAUGAAUCGCUGUGCCUCGGAAGCUGUCAAACUGGGACUCGUACGCGAGGAGGAUGGUGAGCGGGUCUGGGAGAACUGGGCCAAAGGUUUCUUGUCCGAUGAGUGGGACGGCAGCACUUUCGAUGAAGACUACGCCCGCCGGUUGCUGCAGAAGGUGUCGGACGCCGAAGACGCCGAGCGGCGCGGCAGAGAGCACGACAACGAUCGUAUCACCGCCAUCAGAGAGGCUCGCGAGAAGCUUCUGGAGGAGAUCUUCUUCCUCGAAGACGUCAUCGACGACCGUCGGCGGCCAUUCGGCGCCAGGCCCCGGAGGUACCCCGGCCAGGGGCUCGUGUACAAGUAUUUUCUCGGCGGUGAUGGUCCGUCUCCCGCGAUAGAGGCGAGGGUUUUGGAGGCACAGAGACCCUAUCUUUGA